Molecule: messenger RNA, 1830 nt
Organism: Thecamonas trahens ATCC 50062
Lineage: Eukaryota; Apusomonadida; Apusomonadidae
Exons: 3
Coding region: 1-1830 (609 amino acids)
Molecular function (GO): protein binding
Source: RefSeq, a predicted model, not a curated record
AUGCUGACGGCUGAGCAUGUGCUCUCGGUGGAGAUGCUCGUCGCUGGCUACCCCUUUGCCUUUGUCGAGUUCUUUCAUCUCAAUCAUCGCCCAAAGCGGAUCCAGGUCAACUUUGAGACUGGAAAGGAAGAGGUGGUCACUCCGCGAGCCAUGACCACGCCGCAGCUGGAGGCUAUGGUCGAGAACCUGCUUGUGGCCGAGGAGGCCAAGCGAAAGGGCGAGAUCAAUGACGUGCUCGCAGCGUACAUCAACUUGGCAGACUACUUUGAGGACGAGGGCGACUUUGACACCGCCAUCUCCUUCCACAAGUCGUGCUGGGAACUGGCGUCAAGUGCAGGCAAGGCCGAGGCCGAGGGCUACGCCAACUGCCGCCUCGGCAUGUGCUACGAGCGCAUCGGCAACGUCGACGCCGCUGUCGGCUACUACGAGCAGUACCAUCUGCUCUCAACCCAGCCCGAGGCCGUUAAGGACGCCUGCUCGCAUCUUGUCAAGUGUUACUGGAUCCAGGCCGAGCGCGCAGAGACCCGCGGCAUGUAUGACGUUGCCAUCGAGCACUACAAGGCCUGCAUGAGCAAGGCUGCAGAGGGCGGCGACACCGCGGCAGAGGGCGAGACCAACUACCGCAUCGGACUAACCUGCGAGCAGCUUGGCCAGACCCUCGAGUCCAUCGAGUUCUUUAAGAGCUAUCUCGACGUCUGCCGCCGGACCGGCAACGCCGUCGCCGAAGGCACCGCCUGCUUUGCACUUGCCAAGGCCUACCAGAAGCUCGACGACCUCGACACCGCCGUCUACUACCUCGAAAUCUACAUUGAGCUCGCUGAGAAGACCAAUCAGCCGUCAGCGCUCUCCGAGGCCGCCUGCUCGCUCGGCAUCAUCUUCAACCAGCAGGGCGAGUACGAGAAGGCCGUCACCUACUUUGACAAGAACUUUGACAUGGCGCUCAAGAUCGGCGACCCGCUCGCCAUCGACAACGCCCGCGUCUUGCUCGGCAUCUCCCGCGGUCACGAGUGCAUGUCCGAGUAUAUGCACCUCGUCGACAUGUCAGACCCAGCCCUGCUGCUGUGGAAGACCACGUUCAACGCCAAGCUCGCCUUUGGCAAGGACCUCGGUGCAAAGGCUGCCGACCACCUCGCCUCGGCCGACUCGGCCUCGGCCGCCGCCCACGCCGCUACCCUUGCCCUCCAGCAAUCAGUAGCGCUGGCAGAAGCAGAGGCAGAGGCAGAGGUGGAGGUUCACACCAAGCCGGAGCCAGGGGUUCAAGCCGCUGCGGGAGCUGUGUGCGGACUGUGGGCGCCUGUGGCGGUGAGCACGGCAGUGGGCGCGGCGAGCAUCCGGGCCUCAGGCUGCCAGCAGGUGGCGGGCGGAUUGAUGGCGUUUGCCACGGCGAUGGUAGCAAGCAUGACCCUCGCCCUCUAUCGCAUCUACACGCUCAUGCACCCGCCGACCUCGGCCUUGGUCUCGUUGCCUGUGGCAAGGACGCUCAUGGCCCGCAUCAACGAUCUGCUCUUGGCCUGCCUCGCCGCCACAGGCGCAGCCUCGCUCUACGCACUCGGCCUCAUCAUCCUCGGCGUCUACAAGCCAUGCUCAUCGGCGGCUUUGUUCUGGCUGGUGGUGCAGGUGGUUGGAUGGGGCGUCUACGGCCCGGCAUCGAUGGCUGGCAUCUACUUCAUCUCGUCCCGCCUCGCCGAGCGUUCGCAACUUGCCCGCUACGCCGAUCGCACCGUCAUCUGGACUCUUCCAUGUGUCCUUAUCCUCGCCGGCCUUGCCUUUCUCGCCGCCUUUAUCACCCUCCUCGUCGCCUUUUUCAUCGGCUCUGCCGUCUACAUCUGA